AUGCAUCAUCCGGACCCCCCUAGCGGCAGCACACCUCCAGGGGGCAGUUCUUCUCACGAUAGUAAUGGAAGAGCUGCUGCAGCAGCAGCUGCUGCUGCUUCAGGUCCUGCGCAUACACCCAAAGCGCAACCCAUGACCCCUCCGCUGUCGCCUACAAAGGCACCUCAGCCAGCCCCUCCUGGCUCUAUUCCGCCAAGUCAUCCUGCUGCUGCUCCUCCUCCUCCACCUUCUGCAACCCCUCCUGCAAGUCCUGCAACGCCUGCUGUUGCUCCUCAAGCAGCACCAGCUGGUGCCGGCACAGAGGCAGGAGCAGCAGCAGCAUCAGCUGGAGAUGCAGCAGGAGCUGCUGCUGUUCCGGCUUCCCCCCCUAUAGAUGAAGAAGCCUUGCAUACUCUUCCUUCAGGAGAGGAUGUUGUACAAUUAUACGAGCUUUAA
This is a messenger RNA of Eimeria maxima, 435 nucleotides long. RefSeq lists its product as hypothetical. The transcript is spliced from 3 exons. Bases 1 to 435 code for a protein of 144 amino acids. The record is from RefSeq and is a predicted model, not a curated record. Lineage: Eukaryota; Apicomplexa; Conoidasida; Eucoccidiorida; Eimeriidae.